This is a messenger RNA of Gigantopelta aegis, 5759 nucleotides long. RefSeq names its product GDNF-inducible zinc finger protein 1-like. Gene Ontology annotation, biological process: regulation of transcription by RNA polymerase II. Gene Ontology annotation, molecular function: RNA polymerase II cis-regulatory region sequence-specific DNA binding; DNA-binding transcription activator activity, RNA polymerase II-specific. The record is from RefSeq and is a predicted model, not a curated record. Bases 166 to 1500 code for a protein of 444 amino acids. NCBI's taxonomy places the organism in Eukaryota, Metazoa, Mollusca, Gastropoda, Neomphalida, Peltospiridae. Gene Ontology annotation, cellular component: nucleus. The transcript has 5 exons.
AUUUAAUCACGUGACUACAUUUUAAUAGCAGAAAUGGCGUGAGUUGGUGAAAGACUUGUUCUACAUUUACUUUAAACAAGCAAUCAGCAUUAGUUGAAGCAUUUUGUUUAUUUUAAUGUGAUUGGUUUUUGAGUAUUAAAAGAUCUCUACAUUACUAUCAGCAUAAUGGAUAAACAGUAUUCUGUGAAGUUUUUUACUUCAUUUAUUGAAGCAAUGCAAAAGUUGUGUCGGGAAUACCUCGACUUUGAACAAGGUGUAGAACUGAGUGGUUACUUGGCUGUGGAGAUAGACAACUUCAAAAAGGAAAGAUAUGUGCUGAGUGAACUUGUUCAGAGUACUGGUAAUGUGAUCAGUGAGAGCUACUGCACAAAAGCAUUCAAGACAUUGCGAAAGGAACCACAGCGAGUCUCUAAUGUCCACGGAAGUGAAAAUAUUGCUCCCAGAGAUCACAUGAACAGAACGGGUAGAUCACAUUCUGAGGAAGUUACAAUAAUAUUACGAGACAGUCCAGAGACAGUGUCACGUCAUUCAAAUUUCCCUCUUCACACAACACCUCACAAAUCGUCUAGUAACAGUCAAAGACAUGCCUUUCAUCACAAUCCGCGAGCUCAUACAUUUAGUCGACACAAAGACAGUGCAGCUGUAUCGGUCAGUAAUCCAUUUGAAAUGUCGCCAUCCAGCAGAGGGCAGCAGCAUCAGCAGCCAUUUGAAAUUCAGCCAAGAUGUUCAGAAAGUUUACAAGUUUUGCCUAAUCUGUCGCCAAAAACACCCCAGAAACGCAACAUUGGCGAUGUGGAUUCUGCACAUUUGAGUCCUAUACCUAAAAAAGAUAAAAUUGACCAUAUUGGGUCUGGCAUUGAAUCUUUACUGGCUGCUACAGACAAUGUUAAUGAUACACAUGCAGAUAUGGAUUCCAUGCAGAAUAUUUACUCUACAUCGGCCACGGCAACGACAACGACAUCAGUAUCAGACUCAUUACACACUACAAUAGACUGUUCAUCCCAGCCUGCUAGCGAUGAAAACCUUCGCUUGCCUAUUGGGAUGGACAUUAAACGAGAGAAAGAUGAUGAUUCAUCAUUCAUGAUAAUAGAGAACCCCAGUGAUCCCACAGUUAAACUCUUGGAAGCAGAGGGAAUGUUUGGUGGGGAGCGUGAAAGCUCCCAGACUCUAGGUUUAGAUACUUCCACAAGUUUUUCAGCUGAUUCGCAAAGUGCAGACCAUGGUGACUUUAAGGAUUCAGGAAGUCUUGGUGAUAUGGCAGGAACAUCAUGGGACUCCAGUAAUCAGAUAUCACAGCAUGACAGAACAGGAACAUAUGCAAGACAGUUCCAUAACGAUUUAAUGUGUCAGUUCUGUCGGAAGCAGUUUGCAGAUAUACGCAGUCUGGGUAGACACAAAGAAUCGAUUCACCAAAAGAAAUUGCAAUAUUCGUGCAAUAUUUGCUUUAAAAAGUUUACUAGGAAGGACUAUGUGGCCAAACACAAAAAGAAAGACCACUGAUAUGUCGUGCUGUGCUGUGAAUAAAUAAGUGCUCUAGAAAUGUUGAUGAAGAAUACGUCAUGACUAAACAAACACUAUGUAUGUUAUGCAAACACUAUGUUGGUAUUGUGGAAUAUAAAACUUUAGUAUAUAUUACUUUUGACGAAUGAUUUGAAACUUGUUUCUCUUUCUGUAAAGCUUUGUUAGGGGUCAUUCAAAGUAUUCAACAUUUUCACAGUAGUACAAAGAAUACUACUUUUCCUGUUUCUCUCCUCUCUCUCUCUCUCUCUCUCUCUCUCCCCCCCCCCCCCCAAUACACACAGUAGUACAUAUCAACAUUUCAUUAUAGAGCAUUGCAUAGGUCUAGGUUUUAGAGGAUUAACUAUAGACAUACAUAAGAAUAUGCAUAUUAGUGCAUGUAACAGUUUAUUACAGUGAAGCCCAGUAUUCAUUAGAUUUAGAAAUUAAAAUGUCACCAUUCACAACGAUGAUCUAGGCAGUUUAAAAUAAAAUUCAAAUGUCACCAUUCACAUUGUUUUUGGUACUUCAAGUCACACAUAUUCUCAUCCUAAAACAGCUCUUUUAGUUCAAAGUCGCACAUUUAAUAUAUCGAGGGGUUAGUGCCAGAACCACUUGUCUCCUUUCCACUUCAAUCUGAGAAAACUGCACUGAAAACUUUGGAAUGCACUUAAAAAUCGGAAACUUAACUUGUGCUAAAUAUUUUGCUUUUAGAUGCUAGCAGUUAUUUGUUUUAGUAUAAACCUUAAAAGUUUUGUCUGCUAAUAAUAAUAAAUCAUGAUGUAAUUAAAUGAAGAACUAUUUAAUUUAUUCUGGCUCCUGGAACUUUAACACAAACAGCUCCAAUCAGCAUGCCAGAGCAAGCUAUUUUAUAAACAGUUUUUCUUACAGUCCAGCAUAUGUGACAAAUUGUGUGAAAUCUCAAGUCAAGAAUAGUGUUAUCUUGCAGUGAGUUCACGUGGCAUACAGUAAACAUUUAAUUUCGCAGCAGCUCUGAGACACCUUAUUGGGUCUGUGUUGUUAAUACUUUGAAAAUUUACUGGUGGCAGGAAGUAAUUGUAAACAAUAACAAAUUAUCUUUGGAUGGCAAACACUGGAAAGGGUAAUGGGUGUUUCCAGCUGUGUGCACAGUAACCUUAUCCUACACUGAGAUGGUAAAUUGGGCUCCCUGGUAUUGUAGCAGGUUGCUAGAAGCUCUUGACAACUUUAGAAAAACAAUUUGUCAAACAAAGCAAAGCCUUAAAACUAGUUAUAACAGAUACAUUUGUUAUACUAAUUAUUACAUGAAAUGUAAGUAUACUAAUUAUUACAUGAAAUGUAAGUUAUCAUACCAGUUAUAAGAGAUAUUUAUUAUACUAAUUAAACACUAAAUGUAAGCUAUCAGAGUAAACUGCACCAUCUGUAGUGUUGAGCUACUGACUGAAUUAAUAAUCAACCGUUAAGAUAAGUUAAUACGUUUAAUGAUUUUUAAUACACAGUAAUUUAACGAAACAAAAUGAAUACAGGGCCAGUAACUAUAUUCUGCAUUUUUCUUUAAAAGUUUUCACUCGUUCUAAAGUGUGUACCUUUUGACAUGUUCUAAAACAAAAUUAUGUUCUUCAACUUAAUGAUUUAAACAGCAAUUUAGAGAGAAUAAAAUGACAAAUAUAUUUACAAACAACGUGUAAUGAUUCCUAGCAGAAUGCACAUUUUAGUAGGUUUUACAAAAAUCUCAUCGUGUGUAAGAUGUUUGCAUGCAACAUGGGUCAGAUGUUACUAAAACAGUGUUUAAAAGUUAUAUGUGAUAAAAACUUACUAAAAUAAUAUGACAUUAGCAAAUAAUUACCACAAUUCUACUGUCCCUUAAUUCAUUUUGUUGAGUACAUUUUAAAUAUGCAAGUAAUACUACUAAAGGUACCUGUGUUGAAACCAAAAUCUGUUGAUUGAUACACUUUAAAUUGCACAUAUAUGCACUGGCGUAUCCGGGUAGCCAGGGAUUGGGCACAAGAGGACCUUGUCUUCUCGAAUAUACCUCUUUUUUCACAAUACCAACUUUUAUAAUGCAUGUCACCCCAUAAAAUGUGUAAAAGCAGUGCCCUCUAUCUCCACUCCAUCCCCAAUAAACAAUCCUGGCUACCCUAAUUAAUAUAUAUAUAUAUAUAUAUAUAUAUAUAUAUAUAUAUAUAUAUAUUAUACUUAAUCACACACCAGAUCAAUGCUGAUGACGAAUGUAUUAAACUGUAUUUAGAUAUGUUUUACACCUGGUUUUAUUGUACUUGUCUGACACCACAUACCUGUAGUUGUGUUGAGUGUGUCAUUAAAUAUAAAAUUCAUUUCUUUCUUAUGUUUUUUUUAAACAUGGCUCCCAUAUGCAACAACCUUAGUUAAAAAUUAUGAUCUAGCUAUAUAUAUAUAUAUGCCCCGUUUGUUGACUAGUUGGAUAUUGGCAUGGAUGGGAAAGAAAUAUUUAAUGGCACGCCAGCACAUGAUAUUUUUAAUGCCUUCUAGCCUAUACUUGAACAGACAAAAACGAUUCCUAAUAAAACUCGCCAUUUUAUUGACACUGGUACUCAAACAGGUUCCCUCCCAUUCUGCCUACAACCCACUUUGCCUACACCCACUUUGCCUACACCCACUUUGCCUACGACCCAGUAUGCCUACACUCAGUUUGCCUACAGUGUGAAAAAGUGACAUCCCCAGUUCAUAGUGGGACAAUCCCUAUUAUUUUGUGUCUAAAACCAAUAUAAAAAAUAUUGUAUUUCAUAAACAAUUAAGAUUAUAAUGAACAUAAGUAAUGUAAGUGGGGCUUAGUUGUGCAAAGGUGAUUUCAUGCUCUUUAUGGUGAUUAGUAUUGGUCCAAUGAUCCCAUACUGUGAUCUUUAAUGUGAUCAAAGUGAAAUAGGAUUAAAGUUAAACUUUGUACAAAAUAUUUGUUUACUAUUUGUGAGGUCAUUUUAUAGUUUGUUUUUGUUAUGUAAUGUUAAUCGUUUUUAAAAUAAAAUAUGUGUUUGUCAUAUUAUUUUGUCAUGUUAUUUUUAUACAUAGGGACCAUACAUGGAAUGCUCCACUUUUAACUGGGGGUGCAUCUUUUCAUACUGAGUGCAGGCAAACUGGGUUGUAGGCAAAAUGGGAGGACACCCUCAAACGUGUUAUUCUUAGUAAUACACUGUAGGCGAAACACAAAUGGUCAACAGUCAAAUUCACAAAAUUAGAUUUCAUUGUUGAUAAUGUAAACAUUUUGUAAUAAAACAUUUAUCUGAUAAAAAUAAUGUAUCGAUUUACUCAGGCAGCACAUUUAACGUGUGGUACCUUGCAUUUUAUUUUAACAGCAAAACGUAGGGUGUCUCGUGGCAUUUGAGAUAAAAUAAAUGUGUUGAUUAGAAAUCCCCAAUUUUGUAGAAAGUAAAGUUUGUAUUUUAAAAUUAUGUCUUAAACAAAUUUCAACCUCAGGUGAACUGUAGAUGCAUUGCAACUGUACAUUAAAUGGAAUUAAUUCACUGGGAUAGUUUUAACAUGGUAUGUGCACAAAUAUUUCACAAUUUGCGUGCUAAUUAUUAGAGUGAUUAUAAAAGUGUUUUGGUCAUGUUGGAUUCUGGUUUUAUGUUCUACUUGUAGCACCAGUGUAUAGUACACACAGGAGAAGGGCUGGUAGGUUUUUUACUAUGGCUAGUGAAUUAUUAAAAUCACCUAUUCCAUGUUCAGUGCAUUGUUUUUUUUUAAACCCUCAAACUCUAGGCGUUUGGUGCUUGUGGAUAGUUGUGUAUCAAGUUUUAACUGUAAUUUUUGUUCCCCUAAGAAUUCAAUAUGGCAGAGGUGGGAAGGUGUGUGUGUCCUGUGAUCGUGACUAUUUGGAUCUACAAAACAAAGCUGGCUAUGACACAGCACAACUCGAAACGAAUCCGGCAAGUCAUGUCUUGAAAUCUGAGCUGGAUUAUUAUCGUCUUAAGCCAGUGUCUUUCCACAACGUUAAUUUUCAAUCCAGACCCCGGCAACCUGAUCUGGAAGUUGUUUAAACCAUAGUUAUCAUAUGUCCUCUCUGUGAGGUAUUUCGACACUUGAUCUGUGAAAUGCAAAAGGAAAAUUGUUAAUGGCAUAGUGGCUGCUCCAACAAAACAGCGACAAGGUAUCAUUUAUAUGCACUUCCCCAUUGACAAGAAAGUACAUAUCACAAUCUUUAAUGUACCAGUCCUGGGCACUGGUUGAAGUAAGAUAAAAGGAGAUGGGUCCACUAAGGGCAAUCAAUCAUAUAUCCCAUUGCAUCUACCUGUACCACCGGCCUCGGU